This is a messenger RNA of Anoplophora glabripennis (Asian longhorned beetle), 599 nucleotides long. It is a transcript of the gene Vha14-1, whose product is annotated as V-type proton ATPase subunit F 1. Gene Ontology annotation, molecular function: proton-transporting ATPase activity, rotational mechanism. Gene Ontology annotation, biological process: proton transmembrane transport. Lineage: Eukaryota; Metazoa; Arthropoda; Insecta; Coleoptera; Cerambycidae. The transcript has 4 exons. The record is from RefSeq and is a predicted model, not a curated record. Gene Ontology annotation, cellular component: proton-transporting V-type ATPase, V1 domain; membrane. The coding region runs from base 97 to 468 and encodes 123 amino acids.
AGCUGACCGUUGUCAGGUGACCAUUAAAAUUGAAUUACGUUAUUUUUAGACGAUACACAAUAUUUUGUUAAUAACAUAUAAAAUAAAACACUAAGAAUGGCUUUACACUCAGCACACAAAGGAAAACUCAUAUCAGUUAUCGGAGAUGAGGAUACCUGUGUAGGGUUUCUUUUGGGUGGAGUCGGUGAAAUCAACAAAAAUCGUCACCCCAAUUUCCUAGUUGUAGAUAAAAACACUGCUGUCAGCGAAAUUGAAGAUUGUUUCAAACGCUUCAUCAAACGAGAUGACAUCGACAUUAUUUUGAUCAAUCAAAACAUCGCAGAAAUUAUUAGGCACGUGAUUGAUAAUCACAAUUCUCCUAUUCCUGCAGUGCUGGAAAUUCCGUCAAAAGAUCAUCCAUACGAUGCUAGCAAGGAUUCCAUUCUUCGUCGUGCAAAGGGUAUGUUCAAUCCAGAUGAACUGAUUUAAAUGUUAUAUCAAAUAUGCGAUGUACAUGUAUUAAAUAUAGAUUUAAUGUUAGAUGUAUAUACAUUCCUCACUAUUCAGUAUGUUUAUUGAAAUGAGUGUUUUAACUUGCAAAUAAUAAAUAUUUAAGCGAA